CCGACAGGAGAGAGGCGGUUUGUAUAAUACUUUCAAGAAUACCAGAUGCAGGUGCGGGAAAAUGAUGGACAAGUACAUAUACAUGAAAAUAGAAGAGGAGGGUUCAAGUCCUGAAGUAGAUGGAGAAGUGUUUGUUUGUGGAAUGACCAAGUUCUUAGUAACGGAUGAUUUGCAGGUAGAGCCCAUGUCUCCAUCUACUAUCUUGACACGGUUGCUCAAAUUAGGGUUCAAAGACAUGAGUUCCCUCCAAGAGACAACACUGACUAUUGGCUCAGAGGAGAUUUUGAAUCUGCUCAAAGGAUCGUUAUUUUUCAAGACAACACUGACAGAUGUAUUUCUUAGAAAGCAAGGAUUUAUAUCUAAAGGAUUAAAAUCUGAGAUGGGAGAUGAAGUGCAGUCUAAGAGUGGAAGUUUUUUAUUAAAAUCUCCAUUAAUUAAGAUGACUAUGAAAUUAACGAUGAGUAAGUCAAUGAACAAAGCAUUAUAUGCUGAAGCUGGGGUAGACAUGGUUAACUAUCUCCUCAGCUUCCUUACCUUACCUCUUGGAUCCAUUAUACAACUCUUGGAUGGGAAUUCAUCACUGGGAUCCAUGGACAACUUGUAGAAGAGCGUGAAACAUUCAAAAGCUAUGAGGGAUUAUGAGCUAAGGGAUAUGCUGCUGAACCCUGGGCUCAGCCGUGGUUUUGGUUGCAGGAGCAACCCACUAGGAGUAAAAGAAUCUGAACAGUCUGCUCCAUCCUUGUGGUGUAGAAGUUAUGAAAAUGGAAAGAAUAAAGAUGACCCUUA
This is a messenger RNA of Telopea speciosissima, 786 nucleotides long. RefSeq lists its product as uncharacterized. The record is from RefSeq and is a predicted model, not a curated record. Lineage: Eukaryota; Viridiplantae; Streptophyta; Magnoliopsida; Proteales; Proteaceae. The transcript has 4 exons. Bases 62 to 604 code for a protein of 180 amino acids.